GGCCGCUCAACAAUGAUAAUCAAUCUCAAGCCCGAGCAAUUUCAUCUUCCGCCUAGACGAGCAAAGAAAUCAGUAACACUGGCCAAUAAUUAGUCAAGCUCCUUCAGAAUGGACAAAGGUCGAAAGUAGCGGCAACAUCUCAGUCUUCAACAGGUGUAAUUAGCCGAAUUCUCUAGAUUGGUGCCACUAGCCCAACGAAGGGCCCCAAGUGACACCGAUGAUCGGUAAUUAGACUAAUUCUUUAGAUCGGUGCCACUAACCCAACGAAAGGCCCCAAGUGACACCGAUGAUCGGUAAUCAGACCAAUUUUUUAGAUCGGUGCCACUAACCCAACGAAGGGACCCAAGCGACACCGAUGACCGGCAAUCGAACCAAUUCUUUAGAUCGGUGCCACUAACCCAACGAAGGGUCCCAAGCGACACCGACAACCGACAACCGACAAUAGGCUUAACUCCUUCCUCUGCAACAAGUGACACCACGUUCAAAUCACUUCAAGUAGCAAAGAAAUCAGGCCUCGUUAUUAUUAAAUAGGUCCACUUGUGGAAUACAGCCCAAGCCUUUAAAAAUGGGAAGGCUUAAAUUCUGGACAGGACCAAUAUUUAUUAAAAACAGUCCAGGUUCCCAUUCCCUUGGUCGUCUUCACGCAGCAUCAAGCAAUCGAUCGUGCUUUUCUCAAUCCUCGCCAAAAACGCAACAAACACCGCCAUCAGCUUCAUCUGCAACGGCAAAGCAUCAGCGAACUCCGCAGGCUGCAGCAACAGCAGAGCAUCGGCCUCCCGUCAUCUUCUCCAGCAUCAAUUCGAAUUCUGGCCGGCAACUUCUCACAGCGAUGACAACACUCCGGUUCUUCUCUCUCCGGCAAAUUAGGACGGCGACUCUUCCAGGAUUUUUCUUCUGUUAGCCAGCAACUAAUCAGAGCAAUCGGUAGCCACCCUCCAUGAAAUCUCGUUCACUGCUCACCCUCAGAAAUAAAUUGACUUUGAGUUGCGGCACCAACAAACUCUCUGGCCGGAAGCAUCUCUACCUGAAACUCUCCCCUACAAUUUGAUAGAAAGAAAAGAGAAGGGCUGGAAAAAAAAAAUAAGAGCCAAUAUACCUUUUGAUUUGCUUUGGCUGAGCCGAUUUCUCCUUCUGAAGCUUCUAAGUAAAAAAAAAAUUGUUAUACGAAGUUAAAUGCAGAAUGCAAAUUUUGGGUUCUAUUUAUAGACGGUAAUAAAAGUUAGAUCCGAUUUAUGUGCUAUAGAAUUCAAGUCCGGAUAGAAGUUCGAUCAUUAUUAUUUUGAGUUGGAGGAUUUGAUUCAUAUUUGGAAACAUGUGAGGAAAGAAUCGGGUAGUAUUCCUAUGUAUAUUGAAUAGUUGGGCUGAGUGGGAUAAUGAAGAGG
Molecule: messenger RNA, 1382 nt
Organism: Cuscuta europaea
Lineage: Eukaryota; Viridiplantae; Streptophyta; Magnoliopsida; Solanales; Convolvulaceae
Source: the annotation of a GenBank genome assembly